AGAUUGCACAAUAAAUUUUGAAUUAGGUAUACUUCAUAUGGCGGCCGUGCUUUACAUAGCCUACAUUUCAUAAGAAGUGUCUGACAGCAGUAAUAUCGACGCAAAAACCUAUGGCUUCAUCGAGGGUACCCAUUCUGUGCGAACGUUGUCUUCAUAACAACGUCAUUGUUAUACAAUGUGUGUUACUGUUGUUUAUCUUUACGCCUAGGUGCAUGAUGUCAUGAUUGUCAGUGCAUGCUGUUAUUAAGACUGUCGAUGUGGUAGGUAAUAUGGUCGUGAUAUCCAGUUUUAUCAAAUGUAGUAGAAGUUUGUAUAGUUUUUAAGACCAACCCAAUGGCAUAUUAUGCAUACGAAUACGAUGAUCAAUGAUCCAUAUAAAUAGUCUAUAUAUGCGGUUUCAAAUAUAAAGGGAGAUACGAAAGUCAAAGUUGGAAAUCGCUUUUGGCAAAAGAGUGAAAUAAAGUUCUACUUUUUUCAGAAAGUACAACAGACAAUCAGACAUAUAAACCAGACGUUAAAUCAUCGUGUAACAGCAUGGAGUAGGACGUUCAAUUUUCAUGUUUACUGCUCGUGUUUAUUUACACAUCCGGGUGUGUGAUAUCGCCUCUGUUAAAGUCCCACCUUUUCUCCUCGAGAAUAGACUCGUAUUGGGAACUGUAGGCGUCAGUCAUACAGUUGAGGAUCUUCCCCUCAGUGACGUUUUCAUCACAAAGUAACCAAGCCAGUUUAUCACGAACUCAACACAAAGGCAACAACAAAGACGACGGAAAUGUCCAUUGUAGCCAACUCUUUUGGAUCCCUGUUCUUAUCUCAAACGUUAAUGAUAACAAAUAAUUAAUUUGGGAGACACCAGCAGCAUGUUUUAGCCUAUGCACCAUUUAGGUCAAGCUUCGGUCUGAUCUGAUUAGACUCUGGUGGUUCCAUUUCCUCUUGUGGCGUCUGUGUGGAGCGUGCCACACACCCACUCCAGAACAACGACGGCUUUGGCUUGCAUCUUCCAGUGCUUCUUCUGUCAGCAAGUUCAGCAGAGCUGCAACUCGUCCAGUGCCAGCCCCGACGCCAGCGACGAGCCCUGUCCGAGUGAUAUGGUGAAAAUGACCAAGUCGAAGACAUUCCAGGCUUACCUGCCCAGUUGCCAUCGUACAUACAGCUGCAUCCACUGCCGGGCACAUCUGGCGAACCACGACGAGCUGAUUUCAAAGUCAUUUCAAGGCAGCCAGGGAAGAGCCUAUCUCUUUAACUCGGUGGUCAACAUCGGCUGCGGCCCGGCCGAGGAGCGGGUCCUCCUCACAGGCUUGCACGCCGUAGCAGACAUCUACUGUGAAAACUGUAAAACCACCCUAGGCUGGAAAUACGAGCAUGCAUUUGAGAGCAGUCAGAAGUACAAGGAAGGGAAAUUCAUCAUUGAGCUGGCGCACAUGAUCAAGGACAACGGAUGGGAGUGACCUCCAGGAUCUGCUUCAUGACUUUCAAACUCUGUCAGACUCCACAGACCACCAACAGCCCCGCUAUCAACAACAGCCAUGACCCCCCCAUCGCCCCGUCCCCUUAAAACACACCUACUGUAAACAGUAACACACCGUAACACCCUGCUCCCUAGGAAAACUGCACACCAUAGUGAAGAGGAAUCCAAGACAGGGAUGACCCAGCAGCAGGGAUGACUCCCCCCCCCCCCCCCCCCCCCCCUCAGCUGCCACAAAGAGUCUCUCCCUUCCUUUUAGUGAAGCUGCGUUUCUUCUUCAUGGCUCCCCAUUGUGUUUGACCCUCCUCUCCUCCGGAGCUGCGUGUUUCUGGGGACAUGGUGGGCAGGAUGUCGAAGGGGAGAAAGAGAGGCGCGACUGAGCCGUUUGUCUCCUUCCGCAGUGAGCCGGAGGUAGGGCUCUUCGGUUUGUUCAUUUUACGUGUGGGGGUUUUUUUCGGCAGAUGUUAUAGUGUUACUGGUUCGUAUUUGUGUCCUCCUCUGCCCUGGUUAUAGGCCUGUCUCUGUUCCUGGUGCUCUUUACCUGCAAGGUCCAAAUGGGACUAUGGGUUGAGGUAGGUAUACCAAGGCUCACGUGUCAGCAUCUGUCUAUUUCACAGUUAAGGAAAGAAACAGGCUCGAUGGCAGCGGUUGUGGGGUUGUGUAACUACUGUGUUUUUUUUAUCACGUUAUCUCCUAUGAUUAAGACCCUUUGUUUUCUGUAUUGUCAUUAAGACUUCACUGUGCAAUCUGUGGGACAUCCCUGUGCCUUAAAGCACCCUAAAAGCAAAAUGGUGUGUUUCUAGAAAAACAUUGAAUAGGGUGCUUUAUGGCACACAUGCAUACACAACUGUAAUGUUUUACUAAAUGUCAUUGUGGCUGGUUCCUUUUGACAACAGUACUGACACCCUACACUUAAUGCAUCAUCGUGUUACAUUGAUAAAAAGUAUAUAUACAUGUAUAUAUUUAUAGUAAGGAUAUGGAUUAUAUUUACGUGUAUGGACAUCUGCUCUCAUACAUGCAUACAGUAUAUAUACACACUGUUUGUAUAUCUGCAUGCCAAUUUGUGUCAACUUGCGUAUUUCUAAAGCAGUUUUAAGUACUUGAAAGCAGUUACUUUGUUUGCACUUUGCAGAGGCCUUUGGUUCAUGAGUUUAGAGGCAAAUGUCUGUCUGCCCUGUUUUCCUAUGCAUCUGUCUUGAAGCCCUUUUUAAUGAUUAUUGAAAUAAUGUACAAGAUGCAUUGAAUUCAAUAAGGAGUUAGUAGACUGCAGGUGUGAUAAAAUUAAAAUGACAACCACUUGAGCAAACCACAAGCUGAAAAAAACACCUGUGACAUAUUUUGCUGCUGUAACGGAAAUGCAUUCUUAUAGACAUCAUUCAUAAUGUGGACGUGUUAGCACUUUACCCCUAUCGGAGAACCUCUAAAUUAUUUUCUUUUUUUCUUUGCCUCUAAGCAGCAUGAAUCUUGUGCCUCUUCAAAAAUUGAGCCCCCUUCUCAUCCUCCUGCUGUGGGGUGCGUAACUCCAAAACCCAGCAGAGAACUGAUGGGCUUCUCCCUUUCUGUCAACAUUCCCCUCAGACACACUCUUCUUCAAAACUUCAUAGAGCUCUGACUUGAGCCUAUCCAAACCUAAAUGUACCAAAAUAUUUUAUCUAGUAGGAAUUUAGUGCUGAAAAUGUAAAGCAAUGAUUUAAAAAAUGGUUAUUAUAUUCAGAGUAGAGUGAAUCUGUAUAUGUACAUGUGAGGGUAUAGGGAAAAGGAUAGUGUUAUAUGGAGGAAUGUAUAGGGUUGGGGAUGGGGUUGUGAAGUAGCUUUUAAUUACAAAUAUUCAGACUUCAACAUAUUUGUAUUGCAGUUGUUGUAGCAGUUAGGAAUUGAGUGGGUAAGGAUGUUGGGUUGCUGGUUGAAGGGAUUUGAAAUCAGUGAGGGCUUACUUUGCUGGCAAGGUCAGGCCGAUCACAUAACCUUAUAAUCUAAAACAAAGACAAUGAAACCCAACAUGAUUUCCAACAACCUACUUGAAGAUUGAACAAAAACAUUUAGUUGAUACAUUGUCUGAGUUUUUGUACGCAGUGACAUAUUUAAGGUUUUAUACAUAUUUCUACUGUAUUUGUUCUUUUACUUCCCUGACUUAAAGCACUUUUGUUAACUAUACCUCUGGCUUUAUGUACGGGGAUGAAUGUUUAUAUGCAGGAGUGUGUGAGUUUGCUUUCCUUGUCGUUCAUUUUGGUUGUCAAGUGUUCUUUUUAUUUGGUGUUUUUGUUUGCGCUUUCUACUUGAUUUGCAAGCUUUAUAGCAAGUAAAUUUUUUCUUUGUAUGCUUUCUUUUUAUUUUGUCCCUUUUUUGUAUUUUGUUUGUCAGGUGAAAUUCGAAAAGAGGGCCAUUUUUAUCUUUGCUGAACCCAAACCGAAGUAGGUUUAGGAUGAGCUGGGUUCUCCAAUCAAGUUUUGGGAGACUAUUGGCCAAGACCAUAUAACCUACGCUUAGGACUCCCCUGUGCAAUUAUUUUACAUUAAUUGUAUCAAUCAUGUAGGAUCGCGGGCGAUCCCCAAAACCUUUCCUCGUUUGUGACAUUGAGCACAGUCAUUUUCCUCUGUAAUUUUGCAUGCCGACAGUUGUUACGGGAAUGUAUCUACAUUGUCCGUCACUCCAAUCGCCUUGUAGCACUGCUCAAAUGAGACGUACACCACCCUUUCUCGUGCACAUUUCCAGCCGCAGGGACAUGUGUAUUCUAUCUCGUUCACAUUAGUUUGUCGCUCACGUUGAUUAUUGUCGUGGGAUAUUAUUUCACAGGAGAUGUAUAGGAUUCCUCUACCUUUAUAAAAGAUUGAAAUAAAAAGGCAGUUUAAAGGAGGAUAGAAUAAAUUACAAUGACAGCUGAUUAAGAAGCUGUCGACACUGUUUUCUUUGGACCACACCAACUGUUUACAUCAGUGACUGUCUUAUCUCAGUGUGUCUAGGAGCAGCCCAAAUCCAGAAACCUUGGUGUCACUAAAAGUUAAAGGAUAAUGUUUUUUAAUACUACAGUGUAUCUAUUUAUAUUGGCUAUAAAAUUGUUGUGAACUUAUAUUUGCUGUCACAGACACAAAUUUCACUGAUUUCACAGACUAGUUAUAUUUACGUUUUCUAAUGUCAACCAUAUUUGACACUUAAAGAACUAUCGUUUUCUAUUGGGUUUUUGCUUGAAGUACAGUUUUGAUGGAUAUUGUUAAUUAUGAGUCUUAAUCGUUUAUGAUUAGUGAGAAUAUUCCAUUGAGACUGCUAAACGGCAUUUAAAAGCAGGUACAGUAAAAUUAAUCAGUCAAAAACAUAUUGCCUGGAUCCCAUGGGGUUAACAUAAUAUUUUCUGUAGUGGGUCUCUUUAAUUACACAGACACAUGUAAAAGCAGCAGCUAGUUUCAAAAUAGUGCAAACCAAAUAUCUUAGUUUAAAAAUAUGGGCACUUCUUGUUUCUGACUCCUGGAGAUUCAACCACUAGGAAAAACCAAAAAAACGAAAUGACUAGCCUCUCAAAUAUGACAAAUCUUAAAGAUUUAUUGAUGAUUAACUUUUCUAACUUAAAAAGGCAGCCUACAACAUGUACUGUUCAGAUAUCUUCUACUGAAAACAAUCCCAGCCAUCUUAUUUGGUUACACAGCAACUCUUUGUCUGUCAGUCAGUAUAUUGGAAGGACUUGAAUCCAGGUUAAAAUUGUUUUACAUUGGAAAGAUUCAUUAUUAAUAGUUCUUUUAUAGGACUGUUAAAAUAACGUACAAGGUCUAUGGGAUGUAUUUGUAAUACCUAUAUUAAAGUUUUGACCUUUUUUCGCCUUUUCUUUUCGCUUGACUACAUUGCUUUACAUUCUGGUUGAGUAAAGUCAUUAAUCUGUUUUCAUUUUGUUAUUGUAUCAGAUAUCACAAUAAAAUUUAAAUGGCA
Osmerus eperlanus (European smelt) is the source of this 5377-nucleotide messenger RNA. Its product is annotated as protein yippee-like 1. Bases 1086 to 1445 code for a protein of 119 amino acids. The record is from RefSeq and is a predicted model, not a curated record. Lineage: Eukaryota; Metazoa; Chordata; Actinopteri; Osmeriformes; Osmeridae. The transcript is spliced from 5 exons.